AUGGAGAACCAAUGCCAUAUCUUUCCUUUUUUUAUUCCUGAGGUUUCCAAAGUGAAGGUAGAGUAUUUUGACCUGAAUGAAGAUACAGGUACUAUAAGAGGGAUUUUUUGUGUUAAGAAAAAGUUAGAAAUGGACAUUGACGUGUUUAUUUGCAACAAAAUAGUUACGGAUCCUUUCUUUUUUUGGGAACCAGCCUGCUCGGGGUCCGUAUUUGAAAAAGGUCUAGAGCUUGUGAGGAGAGGCCUAGGAUUUCCCAAAGAGGAUAGAAAAGGGCCCACCCUCGAGAAAAUGAUCACAAAGGUGAAAAAGUAA
Encephalitozoon intestinalis ATCC 50506 is the source of this 312-nucleotide messenger RNA. RefSeq lists its product as uncharacterized. Lineage: Eukaryota; Fungi; Microsporidia; Unikaryonidae. The coding region runs from base 1 to 312 and encodes 103 amino acids. The record is from RefSeq and is a predicted model, not a curated record. The transcript has a single exon.